This is a messenger RNA of Talaromyces stipitatus ATCC 10500, 1227 nucleotides long. RefSeq lists its product as uncharacterized. The transcript is spliced from 6 exons. Lineage: Eukaryota; Fungi; Ascomycota; Eurotiomycetes; Eurotiales; Trichocomaceae. The coding region runs from base 1 to 1227 and encodes 408 amino acids. The record is from RefSeq and is a predicted model, not a curated record.
AUGUCGAGCUCAUUACCUCCUGGCACCAAUCUAUGCGAAAUACCCGCGCUCCAGCCUCCUGCUGGGUAUGUUUCGAAUUUGGUUAACCCCACGACUCUAGCACCAGUCACCUGGGCUAUGUGUCUCAUCUUAACUAUAUUAUCAGUAAGCUUGGUGGUGCUCAGGUUGUGGAUGAAUAUACGGAAGCUCGAUGUGGCUGAUUAUUUUAUGGCUAUGGGAGGUGUGAUGACAAUCACAUACACCGGACUUAUCAUAUCGUUACAUCGCUAUAACCGGCAUCAAUGGGACAUUCCAGCUUGCUGGAUGGACGGGCAUUAUCUUAGGAUCAUAUUCGCUGGUACCACGAUAGUCGGCGCGGUGCUAUUCUUCCCCAAGUGUUCCAUUUUCUUCAUGUAUCGCAAAAUGUUCCCCAAGAGAUCAAUGCAAAUAGGCACUUGGAUAGGUUUCAUCUUCACCUUUUGUAUCUAUUUCCCUUCCAUCCCUCUGUCAGCUAUUUACGAAGCCCCUAAACCCGGUCAUACCUGGGACGAGCUUCUGCGGAGUCUUGCGGCUUCGAGAGAUCACACCUUGAUCUAUUGGGGUAUUGUGCAGGGGUCUUGCUCGGUCUUGCUGGAUUUGUAUAUUUUCACACUACCGCUUCCUACGUUGUUUCAGUUGACGCUGCCUUUGAAGAAAAGGCUUCAGCUUGUUGCGCUGUUUGCUACAGCUUUGAUGGGCGUCAUAGCUAGUGUCGUCGCAUUGGUCUUCCGCGUCGACCUCCUUCACAAUCAAGAUAGUACAUGGGAUCAGGCUAGAUUAGCCAUUUGCGUCGUCACCGAGAACAAUGUCGCCAUCGCAGUGGGAAGUAUGCCCAUCGUCGCCAAAUUUAUCAGGUCACAUGUAAUGACUUCAACACUCUUCCAAAGUCUGCGAUCAAAAAUCAUGGGCAGCUCGGACAGAGACGACAAUUACGGAAUAACACCAAAUGUACCCGAAGGUUUAGAUAACAAAGACCCGAACAAACGGCAGCACACUUGGAAACAUCCACAGGCGGACGAAUAUUAUGAGCUCACUGAUACUAGAGUCAAUCGAACCCAAGUGACAGCUGCGGACGAGGAGGAUCCUUCGAUGAGGCGACCCGAAGCAGUGGACGCGAGUAGAAGUGGGAUAAAUGUCGUUCGAACUGUGAGCAUUACCGAGCAAUCGAGACCUGGGAAUAAAUCACAGUCGCGAGAAAAGCUGUUGUAA